Diachasmimorpha longicaudata is the source of this 2658-nucleotide messenger RNA. RefSeq names its product proteasome inhibitor PI31 subunit (gene PI31). Bases 240 to 1109 code for a protein of 289 amino acids. Gene Ontology annotation, biological process: proteasome-mediated ubiquitin-dependent protein catabolic process. The transcript has 6 exons. Lineage: Eukaryota; Metazoa; Arthropoda; Insecta; Hymenoptera; Braconidae. Gene Ontology annotation, molecular function: proteasome binding; endopeptidase inhibitor activity. The record is from RefSeq and is a predicted model, not a curated record.
UGGGAGGGACUGACGAUGUUGAUUUGGGACUGAGGGUUGUGGAGGGGAACAUUUUGUUUUUGGAGAUGAAACACUAUUGAUUUUUGCCGAGCUGGAGUGUGGGGGCAGCACUGGCCGACGGUCGGGGUGCGGGAACAUUUGAGAGGAGCGAUGUGCAGGACACCAGUGCGCAGACGCCAUUUGCAAUUUAAUGCAACACAUGACAGAAUUUUUACGGUGUCAUUCACAAUAACAAGCGGAUGAUAAUGGCCGGAACAAACGAUUAUUUUGGGUUUGAGAUAUUGAACAAAUUGGUGGAACAGCAGGUGCACAAGAAGGAAGACGUUAUCAUUCUAUUUACUCAUUGGUUUCUUAUCAAGAAUGGAUUCAGGUGCAUUGGGUUAGGGGAUUCGAAAACACUCGACCAAAAUGAAAAAGGAUCGGAACUGCUGCCUGAAGAAUGGAGUCAGAGUAAUCACUACUCUGUCAGGUACCUGAAGGAAGGAAAACUUUAUAUUCUCCUCGGGCGUAAAUCAGACUCAGAUUUGCUCCUCAAUUUUCUGAGGAUCGCCGACAAUUGUUUGUCGACCGUGAAGUUCCCAGUCAACACCACAAUCGCAGAGCUCCAUGGACCUCUCUCGUCCAUGAUUCCACAUCUCCAGGAGACGCAGCAGAAACUCCAGAAGGAGUUGGUUGAUCCAGUGUACGUCGGCAGUGCCAGGGAGAUAUCAACGCAAACAGCAGCAGCUUCACGUGCCCUCCUGGACCGCCGGGACGAUUCAUCUCCUGACGACAUGAUAGAAGUAGCUCGGAGGAUGCAAUGGUCCCCAGAUGCAGACGUUAGAGGGAUUGGAAGAAACGAUCUAGACCCAUUAGGAGGAAUUGGACCAGUGGGAGGAGGUGGAAUGCUCUUCGAUCCAUUGAGGCCAGCAAAUCGAGGACUACCCAAUCCCCUGGGACCACUUCCUGGAGGGCUGGGAGGCCCCGGGAGACUUCCACCAGGGGCCAUUCCACCAGGUGCUCGAUUCGAUCCAUUUGGUCCACCAGAUCUGGUGCAACCGAGGCCACGUCGGCCAAAUCCAGAUCACGAUCAUGAAUUACCAGGAGGCUACGAUCAUAUGUUCAUGUGAAACAGCAACACAUGUUCGAUAAAUGUAAACAUUUUACUUUAUAUUAUUAAAACAGAACUUGUAAGAUUCGUUAGAAAGGUGUAAUUUUUCAAUGUUGAUGCGAUUCACCCCCUCACUUUUGGUUUAUGGUUCUGUAUGAUUAUUUGAUGAAUUUCACGAGCUUUUAAUUAAUAAAGUGAUCGUGACUGAAACGAUUUAGUAAGAAUAUUAUAAUUUAGUAGAAUGUAAGAAGAAUAUUAAAUUCUAAUUAAAUAAGAAUAUAAUAAUUUAGUAGAAUUUAGUGGAGAAACCGAACAAAUUCAUUUUUUUAUCCAAUUCCAGUAGUGAAGUGGAAAAAUCAUUAUUAUUGACCAGCUUUUCGUGAAUAUCUCGGAAUCUAGGGGAGAUAACAAAUUUGUUAUAAUAACCUUUUUUGUGGAGCGAAUCGAGAGCUAUAAAUAAUGUCCUGACAAAAAUUCCGUUAUCUCCCUAAGAUUUGGAGAAAUCGCCAGUGACGUCCCAAAUCAGAUAUUUUCAAUCGCCUCCAAUUCCCAAUUUUUUAAUGACUUGAAAAAAUAUGAAAAAUACGUAUCAAAUAUUUAAUGCUAAUUUCAUAUCCUAGUUCGAAACAUUCUCAUGCAAAACCCCACUAUCUGUGUCACCAGGUAACGAAGCAAACUCCACAAUCAUCACUUUAAUUAUUUAUUACGGUUAUUACGAUAAUUAUUAUUGUUGCCAUCGAUAGUAUAAUCGUAUUACCGGAAAUAUAGAAUAGUAUCGACGUAGUUGGAAAUAUCCUCACGUGAAAGAGCGGUACAUUUCACAUCUGAUCGACAGACAAAAAAUCAAACAAUGAAAAUACGAAAUGAUUUUAUCGCUUUUACCACGUGCAACAUUGCUCCUUGUUUCCUCAAUCUUUUCUUUCUCGCAAUAUUCUCAUAAUUUUAUUAUUUUUUUGAACACAGUCUAGUGUGGCGCACAGCGUCACUGACAAUUUUAUAUAAAAACUUGCUAUUUCAAUCGUAUAUUCAGGUCUGUGGACAAUAAAAAUAGUAGUCAUGGUAUUGGUAUUGAAUUGGAGAGUGAAAAACAAUUUUUUUUCUUUAUUCAAUGAUUACAUGCGAGUCUUCAUAAAAUUGCCAUUGCGCUACCAUUAAAAAUUAUAGAACUUUGGAGUGCAUUAUCUCCGCGAUCACACACUUGAGAUUUUUUUUUCACUUGAUUUUAGUUCAUUUAGUUUAGUUAAUUUUGAAAGUUCGACGUCGACACAUGAACGAAAUAAUUCGAGAGGCCUCGCAGGAAAAUAUUUUCACUGGGGAAAUCCGUCGAACUGAAUUUUUUACGAAAUUCCAUUGAAACAUUUUCGGUAGAAAUGAAUUUUCCGAAUUUUUUUGAUACAGAAAAAAUUGUUAUAGAAAGCACUGACAGAGUAAUUUGCGCAGAAUCACUGAGUAUCAAAUUUUAUUCAGGAAUUCCACAACUUGAAUGGAUUUUUUAAAAAUAAUUGUACAAAAAAUCAACAUAAUUUUAUCUAUCUAAUUAUUUCUACAAAUAAAUUUAUUUAAAAUCC